This is a messenger RNA of Aphis gossypii (cotton aphid), 676 nucleotides long. RefSeq names its product probable small nuclear ribonucleoprotein G. Gene Ontology annotation, biological process: spliceosomal snRNP assembly; mRNA splicing, via spliceosome. Gene Ontology annotation, cellular component: U12-type spliceosomal complex; SMN-Sm protein complex; catalytic step 2 spliceosome. The transcript has 4 exons. Gene Ontology annotation, molecular function: RNA binding. The record is from RefSeq and is a predicted model, not a curated record. The coding region runs from base 347 to 580 and encodes 77 amino acids. NCBI's taxonomy places the organism in Eukaryota, Metazoa, Arthropoda, Insecta, Hemiptera, Aphididae.
CAAUAUUUGAAAGUUGUCUUGUUUUUAUUAUCAUAAUUUUAUUGUUUGUUCCAUGAUUAGGAUAAAAAAUAUUUAUUUAUUAUUCCAAAUUAAGGUACUGUACCUGAGUGAUAAGCACUUUUCGGAAAACGUUGAACUACUGUAAACUCUACAAAGUGUAAACAUUUAUUCACGUCGAAUUAAAAAAAAAAGUCACUCUUUAGUCUUUAUUUUCAAAAAAUCUACUCUAACCUCUUUGAUCUUUUUUUUUUUUUUCUGUUUGAACCGACGACCGGAAGGGAACCGCUUUCGCAUUACUUCCUCCCAACCUCUUUGAUCUACUAAAUACACUAAAAACUCUUUCACUAUGAAUAAAGCACAUCCUCCAGAGUUAAAAAGUUACCUGGACAAGAAAUUACAACUGAAAUUAAGUGCCAAUAGACAGGUAGCAGGCGUGCUGCGUGGUUAUGAUCCAUUUAUGAAUCUUGUAUUAGAUGAAGCUGUAGAAAAAAUCAAGGAUGGUGUUGUGAAUAAUAUUGGAAUGGUGGUUAUUAGAGGAGGUAGUGUUUUAACUAUGGAAGCAUUGGAUCGGAUUGAUUAACAUUAAACAUAUGUAUUCUGUUAAUAAAUAGGAAGUAUGUUUAUAUAAUUUUAUUAUUCUUAUGUAAUAAAUUGAAAUAAAUAUAAGAGUUCAUUA